Molecule: messenger RNA, 3257 nt
Organism: Pichia membranifaciens NRRL Y-2026
Lineage: Eukaryota; Fungi; Ascomycota; Pichiomycetes; Pichiales; Pichiaceae
Exons: 1
Coding region: 73-3024 (983 amino acids)
Biological process (GO): mitotic DNA replication; double-strand break repair via break-induced replication; DNA replication initiation
Cellular component (GO): MCM complex; nucleus
Molecular function (GO): single-stranded DNA binding; ATP binding; single-stranded 3'-5' DNA helicase activity
Source: RefSeq, a predicted model, not a curated record
GCUGAUGCGACACACUAAGUACAGCUGGCACUGAAACCAAGAUAUCACUAACCUAGCAAGCAGCUUGAAAUCAUGUCGAACGUUGCAUCAUCCCCUCUACUAUCUCAGGGCCCCGCUGUAGGAGCUCCCAGCUCUCAGCUUAGUGACUUCAAUUUGGAUGAUGAUACGAUGAAUCCACAGACUAAUAAUACCCAAUCUUCUUUCUUUGGUGGUGGGCCUUCCAGUGAUGCACCCACAGGAGCACGUGGUGUAAGAGCCGAACAGUCAGAUUUGGCCACAGGUGGUUCGGAUACUGCUCACAGAAUCCGUGUUAACGCAGGUGUCUCGAAUAUACCAAAAGUGGAAGAUAAGAUAUCGGAAACUGUUCAAGAGUCAUUUGAGGAAUUCUUGGAAAACUUCAAAGUGGACUCCGAUGACGAUGCAUAUGAUCCUCAUUUUGAGGGUAAACUAUACCUUGAGAGGGUCGCUAAGAUGGUCAACGAUGAUAGCACUCUACUCAAUAUUGAUUUCAAGCAUCUCCAGUCUUACCAAAACGGUAUCCUUGCUGCCGCCAUUACAGAACAGUUUUACAGAUUUUUGCCAUUCCUUCAAAACGGUUUGCGUCAUAUUGUCUCACAGCACCAACCACAAUUCUUACGACGUCAAGUCUCUAGCGCUGCGUCGGACGAAGCUUCUAAAACUAUCGAACAUAAUUUCCAGAUUUCAUUUUACAAUUUGACCGUCGUUCACAGGAUUAGAGAGUUAAAAGCAGAGAAUAUAGGUAUGUUGAUGGCUAUAUCUGGUACCGUAACAAGAACAAGUGAGAUCAGACCAGAAUUAUACAAAGCGGCUUUUACAUGUGACAUAUGCAAAGCUCUAAUCACCAACAUUGAACAGACGUUUAGAUACACGGAGCCUACGUCUUGCAUCAAUAGUACGUGUGUGAACCAGUCUGAAUGGACUUUGAACAUUUCCAAAUCCCAAUUUCUAGAUUGGCAGAAAGUCAGGGUCCAGGAAAAUUCUAAUGAAAUACCCAACGGUUCGAUGCCUCGUACACUCGAUAUAGUUUUGCGAGGUGAAUUGGUGGAUAGAGCUAAACCAGGAGAUAAGUGUAAAUUUACUGGUACAGAAAUAGUCAUCCCCGAUGUCUCACAAUAUCAACUUCCCGGAGUAAGACCUGCUACUGUUCGUAGUAGAGGUGCUGGGCCUGCUGAUUCCUUGACCGGCGGUAUCUCGAUGAGGUCUUUGGGUGCUAGAGAUUUGACUUAUAAAAUUGCUUUUCUUGGAUGCCACGUUAACUCUUCCUCUGGUAAGGAGCUUGAAGAGGCAGAAGAUGAAGGAACAUCAUUGGAAAACUUUCUUUCUAAUUUAACGCCCUCCGAGGUUAACGAAUUAAGAGAUAUGGUUUCUGACAGAAAUGUCUACUCUAAAUUAGUCCAGUCUAUUUGUCCCACCGUAUAUGGGCACGAGGUGGUUAAAAAGGGUAUUAUUCUUCAGCUUUUGGGGGGUGUUCACAAAAAGACUGUAGAAGGAAUCAAUUUGAGAGGUGAUAUCAAUGUUUGUAUUGUUGGUGAUCCCUCAUGUGCCAAAUCCCAGUUUUUGAAGUGGGUCAACAGUUUUGCACCAAGAGCUGUUUAUACGUCGGGUAAGGCAUCAACCGCUGCAGGUUUGACUGCAACGGUUGUGAAAGAUGAAGAGAGUGGCGAGUUCACUAUUGAAGCAGGUGCGUUGAUGUUGGCAGACAAUGGUAUCUGUUGUAUCGAUGAAUUCGAUAAGAUGGAUAUCGCUGACCAGGUUGCCAUUCAUGAAGCUAUGGAACAACAAACAAUUUCCAUUGCAAAAGCUGGUAUUCACGCCACUUUGAAUGCCAGAACCUCGAUUCUUGCAGCUGCAAAUCCUAUCGGUGGUCGUUAUAACCAAAAGGUCGGAUUGCGCAGCAAUUUGAGUAUGACUGGUCCCAUUUUGUCAAGAUUUGACCUAUUUUUCGUUAUAUUGGACGAGUGUAAUGAAAAAGUGGAUACUCAGUUGGCUACCCAUAUUGUGAAUCUACACUUGUUCAGAGAUGAGGCAUUGAACCCCCCAUAUUCCAAGGAACAAGUCCUAAGGUAUAUUAAAUACGCAAAGAAUGUCAAGCCAAAACUCACUCCGGAAGCCAGAGCAUAUUUGAUUGAAAGAUACAAAGAAUUACGUAUUGACGAUAGUCAAGGUGGACGAUCUAGUUAUCGUAUUACUGUCAGACAAUUAGAAUCUCUUAUUCGUUUAUCCGAAGCAAUUGCACGUGCCAAUUGUAAGGACGAUGUUACUCCAACCUUUGUUGCUGAAGCUUAUGACUUGUUGAAGCAAUCCAUUAUCAGAGUUGAAAAGGAAGAUUUAGAUCUAGAUGAUGAUCAAGAUGAUAUUAGUGGUGGUGAUGAUGAUAAUAACGACCAAGGUGAUAAUGGUGAUGAUGAUGGGCUUGGUGAAGGCAACAUGAACAAUGAAGAUGAAGAUGGACGUGAACAGAUGCUGGAGCAAAGUCAAGGAGCAAAAAGACCUAAAGGAAAACGUUCUAAUAAUAUUCCAUACAGCGUCUUCAUCAAUCUUCGUAAUGUUUUCUUGGAACGUAUCAAAGACAAAGAGGCUGAUUCUGCGAUCGUUGCUGAAGAAGAAGGUACUCAUGAUGAAGGGCCAAGCGGGUAUACUCAAAAAGCUUUGUUGGACUGGUAUAUGAAUGCUAUAGAAGACCAACUUGAAUCGGUCAGUGAAUACUGGGAUGAAUUGAAGAUUGCGAAAAAAGUGUUGAAUAAACUUGUGAAAGACAAUAUCUUAAUGCGUGUCAAUCCUGAUCCGACCGAUUUUGACGAAAACGAGAUUCCGGCUGAUUUGGUUAUCACUCCAAAUAUGUCCGUGGAAGAGAAAGAGAGGCUCACUAACGAACAAAACAACUGGAGGAGACGUCAAAAGAGAGAAUUGAACAAAAAGUUGGUUUAUAUUAUUCAUCCAAAUUGCUCCAUAGAGGAUCUACUUGGUGAAGUUGACGAAGAAGUAGAAGUACAGGAAGACUGAUCUACUCAAUUCUACUAAAUUAAACUUCUGUAUUACUAUAAAUUUUCUACUUGAUAAAUUAAACCUAAAUUACAACUUAGGGACUAGCUCCUUAUUCACUCUCCGAUACCACCAAUCUAUACCUAUUUGACCCUUCUGACAAUCAUAUUUAUUCACCAGGAGAAUGUUGUCCCACAAAACAUCGUAUAAAAAGUAGACGUCCUGACUGCCUACUAAAUUAUCUAUUUGAUGUU